AUGGACGAGGGCGACUGGUCAGACGCAAAGGCAUACCCGAUGACGUCACUGCAGAACCCACUCUACGUGUGGAUUCACGACCUCUUGUCGCUGAAGAACAUUCCCAUGGAGGAAGGUUUUUUGCCUCCGCCAAACCCCAUAGAUACUCCAUAUCCAUGGGAGGAUAAGACUCCGGGUCGGGAGAGGUGGUGGAAUGAAACGCUGGUGUAUGACGAAAAGAAAUACGGGUUGAGAGACAUCUACAUAGCGCAAGGAUGGAGAACAGACAACCUUACGGAGGCGCAGGAUGCGUAUCUGCCUGUUUGGGAGAGAUUGGAGCUGAACCGGCAGAGAGCUGUGGCCAACUUCGGGAUAAAAUAG
Molecule: messenger RNA, 360 nt
Organism: Grosmannia clavigera kw1407
Lineage: Eukaryota; Fungi; Ascomycota; Sordariomycetes; Ophiostomatales; Ophiostomataceae
Exons: 1
Coding region: 1-360 (119 amino acids)
Source: RefSeq, a predicted model, not a curated record